AUGGCGAAAGCAGACGGCGGCAAAGGAGCUGGAGAGUGGGAGGUUUGGGCCGAAGGUGAUGAGGAGGAGAGAGCGGGAACCAAAAAAGAGACGGAGGAGGAGGCGGGGCAGGAAGCAAGACCAGAAGGCUCUUCGGGAUCCUCAGCUUGGCUGAUGCUGUGCCUCACGACAGUGGUCAGCGGCGCCGAUCUGGAGGAGAAGGAUGCCCUUUGUCACCCGCACGGGUGUUUGGCUGUCUUCACUCAGCAGAGAACCUUCCGGGAGGCGGGGCGCAGCUGCCGGGAGCGCGGCGGCACAUUGGCGACGCUUCACGACCGGCAGGCCGCUGACGCCGUACACCGGCUACUGGCGGGGGCUGAACCGCACAGCACCCGGUUGCGUCUGCGCCUGUGGAUCGGACUGCACCGGGCACCUCGCCAGUGCUCUGCCGUGCGUCCGCUGCGAGGGUUCGUCUGGGUCACAGGGGACCAGGAGGGUCAAUUCACCAACUGGCUACGUGAGGAGGCCCCGGGUUCUUGCGCGGCACCACGCUGCGUGGCCAUGACAGUGAAUACAGCAGACAGCGCCCGCCAAAACACUGACAACUUCAAGUGGUUAGACGGUUCAUGCGGUCUGGCGCUGGAUGGCUUUGUGUGCCAGUACCCCUCCAAGGGCAUGUGCCCCCCUCUGGAGGACGAGGGUCAAGGGGCCGCCGUUUACUCCACGCCGUUCCAUCUGAACAGCCGUGUUCUGACCCACGUGCCUUACGGCUCUGUAGGCACCAUUGCUUGUCCGAGCCGGCCGACAGAUGCCGACGCCCCCAGUGAGCAGACGGUUCUGUGCACCGAGAGAGACGACGGAACGGUGGGCUGGUCCCAGGACGCGCCACUCUGCGGGGCCGACGUGGAGUCGGCCAACCAGGACUGGUGUAGCAAAGACCAUGGGUGCGAGCAGUACUGCCAGAACACGGACACGGACUACUAUUGCUACUGUUCCGAAGGAUAUGCGCUCGCCGAGGACGGCUACAACUGUGUGCCAGACCCCUUGGGGCCCACGGACCACCCUGAGCCCUGCCGGGCCAUGGGCUGUGAGCACGACUGUGUGGAGACAGCUCGGGGGGCCCGCUGCACCUGUCCUCCGGGGUACCAAAUGGGCCGGGACGGGCGUGGUUGUUCCGAUGUGGACGAGUGCCAGCAGCAGCCGUGCUCACAGGUGUGCGUCAACGUACCCGGAACUUUCCACUGCGCCUGUCACGCUGGUUACCAGCAGGACGACGAGGGCGAAUGCGUGGAUGUAGAUGAGUGCGAGGACGAGGCGACCUGCGAUGGCCCCUGCCAGAACACCGAGGGCUCCUUCACCUGCGCCUGUCGCUACGGUUAUCAGCUGUCGGACGCCGGCGCGUGCCAGGACGUGGAUGAGUGUGUAGGGGCAUCGCCCUGCCAGCAACAGUGUCUCAACUUCGAGGGCAGCUACCAGUGUUACUGCGACGACGGCUACGAGCUGCAGGGCGACGGACUGAGCUGUCUGCUGAUGCCGGCUGACGAAGAAUACUCGACUCUGACCCCUGACUCAACCGACCCGGCCCAAGUACCUGAAUUGGACCGCGAGAGCCAACGCACCGCUUGGCCCCACUUUGAUGUCCAAUUGCCAACAAAUGCCCCUAAAGCUCGGGGAUCUGAUGAACAUCUGAACCGAUGGGACGCCCCCUCGUCGAGGCGGUACAGAACAGAGCGAACGCCGGUGCAGAGGGACGAGGUUGGGAUCGACCCCGAGGCUGAGGGUCAAGAAGCCGAAGGCGAUCGCGACAAGAGCAAACAUGACAAGAGUUGGCUGCUGGUGGCGUUGUUGGUACCGCUUUGCGUGUUCCUGGUAGUGAUGUUGGCACUGGGCAUCGUCUACUGCACUAGCUGCGCCGUGGACAAAAACAUGCGGUUGUCUGAAUGCUGCCGAUGGAUCCUUCCCACGUCGAACACCAACGGCGCCGAGCCCAAAGGACAAGCGUGA
Molecule: messenger RNA, 1983 nt
Organism: Nerophis lumbriciformis (worm pipefish)
Lineage: Eukaryota; Metazoa; Chordata; Actinopteri; Syngnathiformes; Syngnathidae
Source: RefSeq, a predicted model, not a curated record